Molecule: messenger RNA, 2436 nt
Organism: Adineta steineri
Lineage: Eukaryota; Metazoa; Rotifera; Eurotatoria; Adinetida; Adinetidae
Source: the annotation of a GenBank genome assembly
AUGGCUAUUGGUGAAUCUUUGAAUGAAAGACGACAGAAUCUUCUUCCAAACGAAGUUUCAGAUAACAAAGAAGAUAUUCAAUUGAUUUGGCUUGAUGGGAAUAUGAAUGAUUCAGAUGAUGCUCUUCUCAUUCAAACAAUGUUAAUUGAACUCAAUUCAGCUACUCAGUUUUAUUCUGACUUUGACCGAUGUCUCGAUUUAAUCAAAUCAAUCAAAGAUGAACAAAUCUUUCUUAUUGUUUCAGGUGCUUUUGCUCAACAAUUACUUUUACAAAGCCAUCAUCAUCGAUCUUUGAUUGCCAUAUUUAUUUUUUGUGCUGACGAUCAGUAUUAUAAACCAUUGAAGCAAGAAUAUAAUAAAAUUAUUGGAAUAUUUACUAAGCAAUAUGAUUUAUUAGAAUCAAUUAAAGAAAAAAUGAAUCUAGUUGAAAAACAAACAUUAACAUUUACUCUUUUUGAUCAUAAACAAAAGUCAUUAAAAGAUUUAUUACAGGAAUCAUCAUCAUUUCUAUUACAUCAAAUGUUAAUUUAUGUUCUAAAACAAAUGUCUCAAGAUGAACAAUCAAAAAAACAAAUGCUCGAUAUGUGCCGUGAUUAUUAUAAGAAUAAUAAACACGAAUUAAAGAAGAUUGAAGAAUUUGAAAAUACUUAUACUCGUGACAAAGCAAUUGAAUGGUAUAACGAUGAAUGUUUUCUUUAUAAACUAUUAAAUAAAGCACUUCGAACAGAAGAUAUUGAAUUACUCUUUACUUUCCGAUUCUUUAUUAUUGAUUUAUGUUCAGUUAUUGAACGCGAAAAUCAUCUUUUGAAAAAUGAAGGAACAUUAACUUUGUAUCGUGGAACACAAAUUCCAAAUGAAGAAUUUGAAAAAAUAAAAGAAAACAUUGGUAAAACUAUUUCAACAAAUGGAUUUUUAUCAACAUCAAGAAAUAUCGAUGUGUCACUUCAGUUUAUUCAUAAAAAUACUCAAUCAAAUGAUUUUACAUCGGUUUUAUUUGAAAUUAAAGCAAAUCCUUUAUUGACAACAGUGAUUUUUGCUGAUGUUAGAAAUAAAAGUCGAAUAGAAGGUGAAGAAGAAGUUCUGUUUAAUCUCAAUUCGCUCUUUAAAAUUGUUUCUGUCUAUUUUGAUUCUACACUUAAUGUAUGGAAAGUAGAAUUGAAUGCAACUGAUGAAGGUGCAGAAAAAGUUGAAGAAUAUCUUUCAUUAUCGAGACAAGAGAUGGAAGAAUACACACCACUUAUUUAUUUUGGCCGACUUCUCUUAUAUGAGUUGGACCAAGUAGAUCGUGCAGAAAAAUAUUUUAAUAUGCUAUUGGAAUCACUUCCACAUGAUCAUCCUGACAUUGCAACUGUUUAUAAUAAUAUUGGAUUAGUACAUAUGGAGAGAGGUGAAUUGAAUUUGGCAUUGAAAAACUAUGAGAUAGCUUAUGAGAUGCGUCGAAAACAACUACCAUCUAAUCAUCCUGACAUUGCUGGUUCACUCAACAAUAUUGGUAUUAUUUAUAGAGCAAAAGGUGAUCUUAAUACAGCACUCGAUUAUAUGCAACAGACUUUGACAAUUGAUGAAAGCGUACAUCCAGGUAAUAAUCUAGGAAAAGCAAUAACAAUCGAAAAUAUUGGGAGAGUAUACAUGGAUAAAGAAGAUUUGGAUACGGCUCUUACUUAUUUGUCUCGUGCUCUCGAGAUGUAUAAACAUGUUCUCCCUGAUCAACACUCUCAGACAGCAUUAUGUCUCGGUGGAAUAGGAUAUGCUCAUGAGAAGAAAGGUAUUUUAGAUAUUGCUCUGGAUUAUUAUCAACAACAAUUAAAUAUGGAAGAACAGUGUUUACCUUUCGAACAUUCAAAUCUUUCAAUUCAUCUCGGUUGGAUCAUUAAUACUUAUAAAAAGAUGAAUGAAAUUGACAAAGCCUUAGACUUGUGUCAACAAAAACUUCUUAUUCAAAAAACUAGAUUGGGUGAAAAUCAUCCUCGUAUUGCUCGAACAUUAAUGAUUAUGACUGAUUUGAUUAAGGAUGACAAUCCAGACAAAGCACUAAAAUACUAUGAACAAGCUCUAUCCGUAUUGAAGAAUUGCACACUCUCUGAUUAUCAAGCUACUUCUGAAUGUUUGACAUCAAUGGCUUAUUUAUAUUCCAAGAAUGAUAUGAUAGAAGAUGCAUUACGAUGUCAACUUAAAGCACUUGAACUCUUUCGUCAAACAUUGUCUUCUGAUCACACUUACAUCGCAAUAAGUUUAAGAAAUCUUGGCUUAUGUUAUAAAAAAAUGAAUAACUUAUCGGAAGCACAUCGUUAUUUCAAUGAGAGUCUUUCGAUCUAUCAAGCUAAUUAUGGACCAGAACAUGAAAUGGUGAAAAGAGGUGAAGCAGACAUUGCCAGAUUGAAAGAGAAACAAUUGUCACUAUCAGCUCAUGAAGAAGAACAAAGAAAAUUCAAGUAA